GGCGGCGCGAGCUAACUGUCCAGGUUAGCGAGCCGGUGGCUAACUGCUAGCUAACGUUAGCUAGCCCCGUUUGCAGACACGUCCACACACAGUCCGCUGCUGCUGCUGGAUACUACACACAUGUUGAACUGCUGGUAGAAGAAAUGCUAACUACAAAUACGGAUUUAACACAUUUCGCACACAUUGAGCUCCCGGCACAGCCAUGUUCGGCACAGAGUCCUCAUUAAGCAUGUUUCUCAACACCCUGACACCCAAGUUUUACGUGGCUCUGACGGGCACUUCCUCCCUCAUAUCAGGACUCAUAUUGAUAUUUGAGUGGUGGUAUUUCAGGAAAUAUGGGACCUCCUUCAUAGAGCAGGUGUCUGUGAGCCACCUGCGCCCCCUGCUGGGCGGAGUGGACAGCAGCACCCCCAGCAACUCCAACACCAGUAAUGGAGAGGCCGAUUCCAGUCGACAAAGUGUGUCCGAAUGUAAAGUGUGGAGAAAUCCGCUGAAUUUAUUUCGUGGAGCCGAAUAUAAUCGAUAUACGUGGGUCACAGGUCGAGAGCCGCUGACGUACUACGACAUGAACCUUUCAGCACAAGACCACCAGACCUUCUUUACUUGUGACUCGGACCACCUCCGGCCCGCUGACGCCAUUAUGCAGAAGGCGUGGAGAGAGAGGAACCCACAGGCUCGCAUCUCUGCAGCACAUGAAGCUCUGGAGCUGGAAGAUUGUGCCACAGCAUACAUCCUGCUGGCGGAGGAAGAAGCUACAACCAUCAUGGAGGCUGAGCGUUUGUUUAAACAGGCGCUAAAAGCUGGAGAGGGCUGCUAUCGCCGCAGCCAACAGCUCCAACAUCACGGUACACAAUAUGAAGCCCAGCACAGGUUUUAA
Cottoperca gobio is the source of this 877-nucleotide messenger RNA. Its product is annotated as suppressor of tumorigenicity 7 protein homolog. Lineage: Eukaryota; Metazoa; Chordata; Actinopteri; Perciformes; Bovichtidae. The record is from RefSeq and is a predicted model, not a curated record.